Anolis sagrei ordinatus is the source of this 2447-nucleotide messenger RNA. The record is from RefSeq and is a predicted model, not a curated record. Lineage: Eukaryota; Metazoa; Chordata; Lepidosauria; Squamata; Anolidae.
AUAAGGAUUUUGUGGCGCAACCUCUUGGAUACAGUAAGGAAACCAAUACUAUAAGAAGACGUAAUCCUCUGAUGGUGAUAUUCUUGCUAAAAUCUUGACCUUACUUCCAGAUAAGAAAUUUAAGAAGAAGAGUCAAAUAUCUGUUUUGUAAUUAAACACCCAUAUCACUCUUGACAUGCAGGAUAAAACAUCAAAAUGCCUGGAGUGUGGAAGGAGCUUCACGAGCAGGAGAGGUUUACAUUUACAUCAAACAACUCACACUGGGGAGAAACCCUAUAUGUGCCUGGAGUGUGGAAAGAGGUUCUCUCAUCCUUCCAGUUUACAAUCGCAUCACAGGACUCACACUGGGGAGAAACCCUAUACGUGCCUGGAGUGUGGACGGAGCUUCGCUGAGAUUGGACAUCUAUGUUCACAUCAAAGGAUUCAUACUGGGGAGAAACCUUUUGAAUGCCAGGAGUGUGGACGGAGGUUCACUCUGAAGGCACAACUAAAUUCACAUCAAAGGACUCACACUGGGGAGAAAUCCUAUAAAUGCCUGCAGUGUGGACGGAGCUUUGCUCAGAGAGCACAUCUAAAUUCACAUCAAAGGAUUCACACUGGGGAGAAACCCUAUAAAUGCCUGGAGUGUGGAAACAGCUUCACUGACGGUUCAGGUCUACGUUCACAUCAAAGGAUUCAUACUGGGGAGAAACCCUAUAAAUGCCUGGAGUGUGGAAAUAGUUUUGGUCAUAGUGGAGGUUUACGUAAGCAUCAAAGGACUCACUCUGGGGAGAAGCCCUAUAAAUGCCUGGAAUGUGGAAAGAGCUUCAUUGAUAAUUCAGGUUUACGUCUGCAUCAAAGGACUCACACUGGGGAGAAACCCUAUAAAUGCCUGGAGUGUGGACAGAGCUUUGCUACAAGUACAGGAUUGCGUUACCAUCAGUGGACUCACACUGGAGUGAAACGCUAUACAUGCCUGGAGUGUGGACAGAGCUUCACUGAUCAUUCAGGUAUACGUAGACAUCAAAGAAUUCACACUGGGAUGAAACCUUAUACAUGCCUGGAGUGUGGAAAGAGCUUCGCUCGUAAUUCAAUUUUACGUUUACAUCAAAGGACUCAUACUGGGGAGAAACCCUAUACAUGCCUCGAGUGUGGACGGAGCUUCUCUUUAAUUGGAAAUCUACGUUUACAUCAAAGGACUCAUACUGGGGAGAAACCCUAUAAAUGCCUGGAGUGUGGACAGACCUUUACUCUGAGGGGAUGUCUAAAUUCACAUCAAAGGACUCACACUGGAGAGAAACCCUAUAAAUGCCUGGAGUGUGGACAGAACUUCAAAUACAGUUCAUAUCUGCGCUUGCAUCAAAGGAUUCAUACUGGGGAGAAACCCUAUAAAUGCCUGGAGUGUGGAAAUAGCUUUGCUCACAGUGGAGCUCUACGUAAUCAUCAAAGGAUUCAUACUGGGGAGAAACCCUAUAAAUGCAUGGAGUGUGGACAGAGCUUUGCUCAGAGCGGAGUUCUACGUAGGCAUCAACGGACUCACACUGGCGACAAACCCUAUAAAUGCCUGGAGUGCAAUCAGAGCUUCGCUUGUCAUUUAAGUCUGAAUAGUCAUCGAAGGACUCACACUGGGUAGAAACCUUAUACAAGCCUCAAGCGUGGAAAGACAUACUGGGAACACUGGGGAGAAAACCUAUAAACACAUGGCAUGUGGAAAGAGCUUCUCUGAGAGAUCAAAUCUACAUAUACAUAGAGUUUACAUUGGAGAGAACAGUGGUAUUUAACUGCAUAGGGACUCUCCAAGACAGAGCUUUUCAAACUUUUCAUGUUGGCAACACCCUUUUUAGGCUUGCAUCCUUUUGCGGUGUGAUAAUUCAGUUUAACUAGCAAACCGGUGGUUAAAACCACCCCUUAUAACAUUUUCAAUAUAUAUAUUAUAAUUUUUUUCCCCCAAGAUGGCACCGUGACUAUCUGUCAGGGGUGCUUUGAAUGCAAUAUUCCUGCUUCUUGGCAGAAUGGGGUUGGACUGGAUGACGGCCCAUGAGGACUCUUCCAACUCUAUGAUUCUAAGUGGAGUAUCUUGCCUUUGUCCCUGUGGAGCUUCAUUUUGUUAGUUUUGGCCCAUCAUCUUUCUAAUCUGUCAAGAUCCCUUUGAGUCCUGUCUUCUGGAGUCUUGGCUCUCCCUCCCAAUUUGGUCCCGUCUGCAAACUUGAUGAUCCUGCCUUCUAGCCCUUCAUCUAAGUCGUUAAUAAAGAUCCUGAGCAGGACCGGGCCCAGGAUGGAGCCCUGCUGAUGGCACUCCAGGAUGAAGAGGAGGAAGCCUUGGGGAGAAUCGCCCUCUGGGUUCAUCCGCUUAACCAAUUACAGAUCCACCUCACCGUAGUUUUGCCUAGCCCACAUUGGACUAGUUUCCUUGUCAGAAGGUCUUGGGGACCUUGUCGAAGGCCUGAAAUCCAAGUACGCUACAUCCA